Molecule: messenger RNA, 1062 nt
Organism: Wallemia mellicola CBS 633.66
Lineage: Eukaryota; Fungi; Basidiomycota; Wallemiomycetes; Wallemiales; Wallemiaceae
Product: Metallo-dependent phosphatase
Exons: 5
Molecular function (GO): hydrolase activity
Source: RefSeq, a predicted model, not a curated record
CCAUGUCAUCCUUGAUUAAGAAGUCUAUUAUACCACUUCUAGCGAUUUCUAGCGCUUAUCUGUACUUAAAACCUACAAAUCCAGCAUUAUUAGAGUCGGAUGUCUUAUUGGAUGGAUAUAAAGUGCUCUCACAACAACGCAUAGUCGCUAUUGGCGAUUUACAUGGUGACUAUCAGCGUACACUUGAUGCGCUUAGAGUUACUCAGCUUAUUGACGAGAAUGAUAACUGGAUUGGCAAUAAAACCGUGCUUGUUCAAACAGGAGAUAUCACAGACAGAGGUGCAGAUAUGGUUCCCAUAUACCAGUUUCUCGAGAAACUCCGCGUUCAGGCUGCUGAAGUGGGUGGAAGCCUUCAUACUAUAUUAGGAAAUCACGAUAUCAUGCAACCUAUGCGUGAUUGGCGUUACGUUCACCCUACAGAAAUGACAUAUUUCAAUGGGGACCUCACUCAAAGAGAGCAAGCAUUCAGUAAAGAUGGUUGGAUAGGGAAACUCUGGCUUAAAGACUAUCUAACAACAGUAAAUAUUCCUCACUACAGUGAAAAUGAUGGACAAAAGUACAAUUUACCAGCUAAUCUAUCCACACAGUUCGUUCAUGCUGGUUUACACCCCUCAUUUGCAUACAAGGAACUCAAUGAUGAUGGAAAGAGAUGGCUUGAGAAGCUCACCAACGGUGAUAGGAACUGGUCAGACGUUGAGAAGUCACUCUGGUCACCUAAUGGACCAUAUUGGUUUAGAGGUGCUGCAUUAGAUAAUGAGACCAAAGCUUGUGCUAUGGCCAAAGAAGUUAUGCAAACAAUUGGUGCAAAACGUAUAGUACAAGGACAUACACCAAAUUUUGAUAAUAUUGUAUCAAGGUGUAAUGGUGGUAUUAUUUUGAUAGAUACAGGUAUGAGCAAAGCCUAUGGUGGUAUAGUAUCAGCAUUAGAGAUAAAUGGAUACAUACUGAGUAAGGAUGACAAGCAUUAUUUCAGAGAAAUCGUAAAAGCAUUAUAUCAAAAUAGAUCUGUCACUUUAGUAGAUGAGACAAAUUCCUUGUAAAAAUGUAUCAACUUGAAAGAGC